Nerophis lumbriciformis (worm pipefish) is the source of this 1812-nucleotide messenger RNA. NCBI's taxonomy places the organism in Eukaryota, Metazoa, Chordata, Actinopteri, Syngnathiformes, Syngnathidae. The record is from RefSeq and is a predicted model, not a curated record.
AUGGUGGUCAAAGUAUUUUCUGAGAGGAAAGAGGUGGCUGUUAUGAUGACCGAGGGGCAGGUGAACGAACUUCUUCAGCGAUGGAGAGAUACUCCUGAAGAGGAGCUGACUCAAGAAGACCGGCAGAACUUUAAGGACCUGGCAUGUGCGUGUCUCGCUCAGGAAGACAGCUACAGUUUGCUGACGUUCCUUCAAGAUGACAAAAAUCAGAUGGUGGUGAAGUCCAUGGGCUGUGUUCUCCUGGCACCUCUUGUGAAAGAAUUGCUGAACACCAGGAAGACUUCUGAACACGUCCAAGCAGCAAUCUUACAUAUUACCACGACCUGCAGACCAGAUGAAGUUCUCCAGAACUUGCUGAACAUCGUGGAAGAUUCUGAUCCAGAGACCAUAGUGGUAGUGGUUCCACAUCUUCAGACAGGGCUGCUGAGGCUGAAGGAGAAUCAGGCGUCCUCGCUGGGCUCUGCGCUGACGGUCCUCCACAAGCAACUCAGCCGGCUGCCAGUACCGUACACCGAAAAGCAGGAAGAAGACGAUCUGAUGGGACUGGGUCGCAGCUGCCAUGCCUUGUCCGUCUUAACCAAGACUUUCACGGAGGCAGUGAGGAACAACGGAGGACAAGAGUGCCGAGAGAUGAAGACAGAACUGCUCAACUUCUGCAUGAAAAGCCUCAGAGAACCUUUACUGGAAGCUCUCCUGACUCCAGGGAGAAGAACGUCACACAUGUGGCUCUUUGCGGUCCACAUAAUGGAUACUUUAGCUGCCAUUCAAGAGUCGGUGGCAGAAAUCCUGUUCUUCAGCACAAUGGGGAAGAACAUCCAGAUGGAAAAAAAACAGCUAGACGAGUCCAAAGGCUGCCUGGCGUAUCUCGUAUUUGUCAAGUUGCUGGAUGCAGAACGGUUCCCUGUCGUGUUCAGCCCAGAAUUCGUCCUCUGGAACAACGUGAAAUAUGUUCAUCAGCUGCUCAGUAGCAAAAAGGAGUCACACGUACUCAAAGGACUGGCACUGUUUGAAAAAAGCCUGCAGAAAGUGCAAGAUAAUAGCCUGCCAGCAACUUUGCUGGCUGUGAAAAGCUUUUAUGACGUAAAGCAGAGCCUGCUGCAAGUUCUGACCGACUGUCCUAUGAAACAUCUGAGAGAAAGUGGGCUGAAGGUCCUCCAGCUCCUCAUUAAUAAACAAGACACCGAAGCAAAGCACAAACUCUUCAGAUGCUUGCUAAAAACCAGCAAUCAUCCAGGAGUGGAAGGUUACAUUGUGAAGAACAUUAGAAAUCAAGUCGAAUUCUCCAUGGCGCCAGGCAACGCCACCAGUUGGUUCCUGGGGUCGGAAUUUGUGCCGCUUUUGGGCCUGGUGUUGAGUUUGCCGCAGGGUGCAGAGACUGACAUUCUUCACAACAUGGACAAAAUCAUGGAGAGUUUGAACCUUUUGCGCUACCUUCUCAUCCGAAACAACCGACUGAGAAACGACUCAGACGUAUGGGAAAGCGUGAGCAGGAUGAAGGAUGAAUACACCAGAACGCUGCAUGUGUGCAUCAGCAUGUCAAGAGCUUAUUACACGUCUCAACUGAGCGAACUAAGAGAUGAACACAAGCUCAAAGCCAGAGCGGCCAGAGCGUCAAAGUGCACUAACACAUGCUUUCAAAGUGAAACAGUCAAACAGAAAAAGUUAUCCAAAAUGUCACCGGACGUGCAACACCAGGUUGUGCAGUGCGCGCUAGUAACCUUCGACUUAAUGGAGAGCCUCAUUGUGCGCGUAGAAGAGAUCUCGGAGGAAAAGAACUCCCACCGGGUCGACACAAGUGCUUUGUAUCCAUGA